UCCGUUGCAAACGCCCGGAUGUAAGCGGCAGGCACGAAGGUUUUGAAGGUUUAUAACGCUUAGUUGUGACGAAAUGUCUGAGUUUAACGUGAAAUUUGUGUCUCAGAAAAUAAGUAAAAUUAGAUGGAGACCUACACUGAGGCAAGCACUACAAAAAUCGAAUUAUUUUGCUACAGGCAGCUGGGAUGAUGAGGAAAACAAGCUGAGUAUUUGGCAUCUGGAACAGCUCAACAAAGAUGAAUCUAUGAUAUCAAGGGCUGCAACUCUGUUGGAAAAUGAGCCUCGACAAAUGUGUGAGGUUCACCACACUGGCGAUGUUACAGACCUCAGUUACCUAUCUUUAGAAGUUUUAGCAGCAGCAUCUUCAACAGGAGAUCUUUCAUUGUACAGACAUGAUGCUAAUAAUCAGACUCUUACCCAGUCUUAUCAGUGGGAGAAGCUGCACUGGGUAAAGAACCAGUCGUGUCCAUGCACCUGUCUAGCUACCCGCGGGGAGGAAAUGCUCGUCACCGGGGGUGAAGACGGAAGACUCAUUGUGUUGGCUGUUGGACAUACGCAGCCAAUCACAGUGUUUGACAAUGCUGACAGCUGCACUAUAAAUGGUGUAACAUUUCUUAAGCAGUCGGAAGUAGCUACAGUGAACUCUUUUGGACAGUUAAAGAUAUAUGAUCUCCGGCAGAAAGGGGAGGCAGCUAAAACAUUUUCUGCUAUGGAGGAGCACAUAGCACUGCAGUGUGUUGACCAGCACCCAAGUCAGUCAUACAUCCUGGCCACCGGAGGACGAGACGGCAUGCUCACCAUCUGGGACCUGCGGCAGGAGAAAUUCCCCAUGACACUGUUGGAGGCGCACAAUGCUACAUUGUGGGAAGUGAAGUUCCACCCUACGAACCCCGACCACCUGUUCACAUGUUCAGACAACGGAUCACUGUGGCACUGGGACGGAACAUUGAUGACAUCCAGCAAUACCGACAUUCAUACAGGCUCACAGAUCGGGUUAGGUGGUUUGUCUGGAGGCGACAACGCACAGAGGAAAGUGAGUAACCGUGCUGCCGUCGUCGAGAGUCACAACAGUCCAUGGCUGACUUUGGAAUCGUCCAGACAUAAACUGGACAUCACCUCCUUACUUCCUACAAAAUCACUACCUGUAAAUUCACUGGACAUCGAGGGAAAUGCUUUAAUCUGUGGCACAGAUAGUGAAACGAUAUACACAGUUUGUCUAGCAGGCUUGUUGCGGUAGUAGUGAAUUUACAAUCUCUGCAGAACUGUUUUGGCAUGUUGAGCUGGACAUUGCUUGGUGCUCAGUUUUAGUCAUAAUUCAGCCGUAUCGAAUGUUCCAUCUCAUUACAGUAAAUAAAACUUUCUUUUUUUCAUACUUA
Gigantopelta aegis is the source of this 1376-nucleotide messenger RNA. RefSeq names its product nucleoporin Nup43-like. NCBI's taxonomy places the organism in Eukaryota, Metazoa, Mollusca, Gastropoda, Neomphalida, Peltospiridae. The transcript is spliced from 8 exons. The coding region runs from base 74 to 1237 and encodes 387 amino acids. Gene Ontology annotation, cellular component: nuclear pore outer ring. The record is from RefSeq and is a predicted model, not a curated record. Gene Ontology annotation, molecular function: protein binding.